AUGUCACGACUCAAACCAAGCCCACACGAGGCAACAAUAUCCCAGCUCAAGUACCUCAUUGGCUGGAUAUGCAUACACCCAAGCGAAUACUACGAAGCGGUCAAGAUGUUCGACGAAAUCCAUGAUUCAACGCGUCUUAUCCGUGGCCGGGACGACAACAAUAGCUAUGUCAUCGGACGCAUUGGCGAUCAUCUCGUGGUCAUGAAUUGCCCCGCUUCAGGCAUCUACGGCCAGUCCCGCGCGGCGAAUAUCGCAUCUGACAUGCGAAGCACGUUCCCGGGCAUCCGGUUUAUGCUUCUUGUUGGGACCGGCGGCGGUGCCCCCUCCAAUAAACAUGAUAUUCGCUUGGGAGACGUGGUCUAUGGAACCCAAGUGAUCCCAUAUCAAAAGCGAAAAGUGACGGUUGACGGUGAUGAGAUAAUCAGUCGGAUCGCCACGCCCCCGGCCAUUCUUCAGAGUGCAAUGACCCGAUUGGAAUCCAAGUUGCGACAGGGGCUAGCGCUACACGAAACCAUCGAGAACAUUGGAUCGCCUUCUCUGUCUCGACCAACGCAAGAUAGACUCUACUCGGCUGGUUACACCCACUGCGCAAGCCAUUGUGAUUGCUUGAGCGCUAAGGUCCAAGCCCUGGGCUCCAUCUGCCCCCGCGAGUCUCGCAACAGAGAGGACUCAGUCAAAGUGCACCAGGGCGGGGUUGGCUCGGCGGAAAGUGCUAUGAAAGACGCCUGUCGCCGCGAUGAAUAUGCCGGGUUGCUCGGGAUUCUCUGCUAUGAGACGGAAGCACACGCCAUCAUGGAGACCGUCUCCUGCCUCACGGUGUGCGGGAUCUCCGAGUACUGUGACGGUCACGCGUACGAUGGCUGGCAUGCCUACGCGUCACUGGCCGCCGCCGUGUGCACUAAGGAACUUUUGUGUACGAUCACAGACGUUGCCUCGCGCUGUCCUUUGGAGGUGACUCCAGGGGAGCUCGAACGGUGGUUACAAGGCACGCGGGAGGAGGUGUACCGCUCAAUCCGCCAGGCCACUGACUCACAUGACGAGUACCAGAUCAUUGAUCGCAAUAUCGAGAUUAUCAUCGAACGAUACGGCCUGGUGCAUGAGGUUGUUAGCUCAAAGCUUUAUCUUUUGAGAAGCCAAGUGGAUCCAGAGAAUGCCCGGCAACUCAGUGACUCCGUAGCGGCGAUGAAAAGACUGCAGAAAGACUUACAGAAUUGCGUCAACGCCCUGCGCGACCGGGUCGACCAGCAAGUUGAGCGGCAUCCUAAAGGCUCGGAGAUGUACGAGAGCUGGAAGCUCCUGAGAAACAGAAUUGAUGGCUGGAUGCGCUGGG
Aspergillus aculeatus ATCC 16872 is the source of this 1330-nucleotide messenger RNA. RefSeq lists its product as uncharacterized. Lineage: Eukaryota; Fungi; Ascomycota; Eurotiomycetes; Eurotiales; Aspergillaceae. Gene Ontology annotation, biological process: nucleoside metabolic process. The transcript has a single exon. Gene Ontology annotation, molecular function: catalytic activity. The annotation marks the transcript as partial. The record is from RefSeq and is a predicted model, not a curated record.